Molecule: messenger RNA, 825 nt
Organism: Habropoda laboriosa
Lineage: Eukaryota; Metazoa; Arthropoda; Insecta; Hymenoptera; Apidae
Exons: 2
Coding region: 1-825 (274 amino acids)
Biological process (GO): regulation of transcription by RNA polymerase II
Cellular component (GO): transcription regulator complex; nucleus
Molecular function (GO): DNA binding
Source: RefSeq, a predicted model, not a curated record
AUGAGGGACGAAGUGAAAAUGGACGCGAAUCGGCUAAUCGCCGAAGUUUAUAAGCGGCCGGCACUUUGGAACCAAAGGCAUAUCUCUUAUCACAAUCGCGAAGUGACGAACCGCGUUUGGAUGGAGAUAGCAUCGAUAUUCAAGUUGGCCAAGCCAGUAUUAAAAGCAAAAUGGAAAGGUUUACGAGAUACAUUUCGGGCGGAAUUAAAGAAAGACCAAGUUUAUCGCAAAAGUAAAUUUCAUCGAAAUAGGCCAGUAUGGAUACAUUUUAAAAGUCUACAGUUUUUAAAAGAACAAAUGUUACCCCGUCCCCCCAUUUGGGAGCGAAGCAACUCUUGUCAAGAUGAUGAUCGCGUACCUAGCGAGGGUGAAGGCGAUGGAACGCUAAUGCAGAAUGGUUCGUCGGUAGCGAAUAGAAAUGUAGAUGAGCGAAAUACGAUUGCGAAUCAUCUUCUGUCGAUAAAUAAUGACAAUGGAUUAAAGAUCGACAGUAUUAAUCAUAUAGAUGUGAAACAGGAACCCGAGGAAAAUUUUGACAAUCUCGAGUUUCAAAGCGUUUCCGACAAUCUUACUGAAAACGAGAUGAUGUUACAAAAUAUUUCUCCCGAACAGGUGUUGAUGGGUGACAAUGACACUAACAUUGGUCUCCCAGUAGAUCCCUUAGAAGGCAACCGUUUUGAUGAUAAUUAUUAUUUCCUUAUGAGUCUUCUACCCCAUAUAAGAACUUUGCCUGCCGACAGAAGAAUGUUGCUCAGAAUGCAAAUGCAAGAACUGGUUUAUAAAGAGGUUUACAAGAAAAAUUCGGAUGGUGUUACUACAUCAUAA